Molecule: messenger RNA, 788 nt
Organism: Suillus bovinus
Lineage: Eukaryota; Fungi; Basidiomycota; Agaricomycetes; Boletales; Suillaceae
Exons: 2
Coding region: 1-690 (229 amino acids)
Source: RefSeq, a predicted model, not a curated record
AUGCCAGCUCUUAAUGCUCCAUCUGUUCCAGAGUCUGAGUCUGUGCGCCCUUUGCCUACCCUGCUGAUUCCUGAGACUGUGUCAUCAGGUUCCUCUAGUCUCUAUACCCACAACUCUCUUUCAGUCAGUCCGGCACUCUCCGCAGUUUCAUUACCAUCCCAGCUAGGGAAACACCAACGUCUAAAUCAAUCUGGUUUGUUCCGCUCUGUUUCUGGCUCGCUUCCACCUCUUUCCCCAGUUGUGCUGGGACAAAGUCUCUAUGGUUUUAGUGACCAACCUUGGUCAGCUUUGGACCAAGCUGAUUGGGAGAUUGGCCUUGCAAGGCUCACUGAAAGUGCUGGUUUACCAUUGCAAUGGGUUGAGAAUUACAAAUGGAAAGUUUUAUGUGAUCACUUCCUUCCUCGAGCAAAAAUACCUUUGGCAAAAGUCCUUAGACAACAUGUCAUGCCGCAAACCCUCAACACACUUAAGACUAUUGCUAAAGAUGAAUGCCGAGGUGCCAAUGCAACCUUGCAGUGCGAUGGCUGGACAGCCCUCGCAUCAUACCCUUACCCCGACCUUACCCUUGUCAUCCUCGUCAUCCUCGCAUUCCCUUUCGCCCUCUACCUGUCGCUUCAGCAAAGCCAGUACAUUUGGCCGGAUCCUUUCGCUGACGAAGCAUACCCAUGCUCCGUUUCACCACCUGACUGAUCCUGCGGACAGUCCCCUUGCCCUUACCGUCUGGACGGUAACCUAUGACACGAUGCAUGACGCAUCCCCUUUGCCCUAUUUUCCUUUCUUGAUCUCUG